AUGGCUAGGGUUCUUCUCCUUAGCAUGGUGCUAGCUGACCUGUGGAUGUUAGGAUUAACGCAGCCACCUGCAGCUCCAAGUCCAGCGCCUUCAGAAGGUGGGACAGUAAUCCCUGCAAAUCAUUCGAUCAGGCGGAUAGCAAGACAUCAUCCUGACAAGUCUGAGGCAGGUGGAGAUGUGAUUCUCGGUGGAUUCGUCGUAGUCGUUGUUGCAGUGGUUUUGUGCUACAUUCGUGUCACGAGACGAAACCAAGUCCAGGAUGCCUGA
Molecule: messenger RNA, 267 nt
Organism: Dovyalis caffra
Lineage: Eukaryota; Viridiplantae; Streptophyta; Magnoliopsida; Malpighiales; Salicaceae
Source: the annotation of a GenBank genome assembly